Molecule: messenger RNA, 807 nt
Organism: Closterium sp. Naga37s-1
Lineage: Eukaryota; Viridiplantae; Streptophyta; Zygnematophyceae; Desmidiales; Closteriaceae
Source: the annotation of a GenBank genome assembly
CCAUGCAGGUCCGAAAGUCCCUCAUCAUCUCUGUCAUAGCAGUCUGUGCGCUGCUUGCAUUGGUCGUCGGAAUAGUACUUUGGAAAAGAGGGACUCCUGAGGAUGCUGGUACCACUAGUAGUAGAACCAGCACGCUUAUUCCGCUUAUUCUGCUGCCUAAUAAUACGCUUGGUGCCAAGUGCCUGGAUGGAAGCCCUCCGGGAUACUAUUUCCGCGCCGGCACUGGCUCGGGGCGCCAGAACUGGCACAUAUACCUGCCUGCAGGCGGCUGGUGCGUCACUGUCACUGCAUGCGCGCAGCGUGCGCGCACACUGCUUGGGACGACAAGAGGAUACCCGAAGCAACUCAAUGACUCUGAAACGUUUGCCGGUGUGCUGAGCUCCAACGAGCGAAUCAACCCCCUCUUCCACAACUGGAACCUCGUGAGGCUCCUCUACUGCGAUGGGGGCGGCUACGCCGGCACGAGAGGGCGGAUCAACCUCACAGACAGCUACUCUCAUCCGAGCACCGCUGGCACUUCGCCAAAAUCAGUGAGGAUCGCCCUGGCAACGAAUGUGAGCUUGGAGGCGGAUGGGUCAACGGGGUCAACGGGGUCAAACCUGACGUUGAAACAUCAUUCAGCCAUCUACCUGGACGGAUGGAACAUCAUUCAGGCGGUGCUGCAAGACCCAUCCGCAUCCACCCGAUGCCUUGUAGACGCUGGCUUUUUCCUAGACACAAGGGAUCGCUUUUCAAGGCGCACCUUUCAAGCGCUGGCGCAGAAAUUGACAUUGCUGCAUCGUCCGGUCAACCCUACCUGCUCCUAUG